Messenger RNA from Megalobrama amblycephala (Wuchang bream), 3005 nucleotides. RefSeq names its product claudin-10 (gene cldn10c). Gene Ontology annotation, molecular function: structural molecule activity. The transcript has 5 exons. The coding region runs from base 125 to 865 and encodes 246 amino acids. Gene Ontology annotation, biological process: bicellular tight junction assembly; cell adhesion. The record is from RefSeq and is a predicted model, not a curated record. Gene Ontology annotation, cellular component: plasma membrane; bicellular tight junction. Lineage: Eukaryota; Metazoa; Chordata; Actinopteri; Cypriniformes; Xenocyprididae.
CAAGCAGCGUCCUCCACCCUCAGACCAGUGAAAGCACUAGAUCCCUCCAACACCUGACGGAAGGUGCGUCUGUCUUCUCGCCGAGUUAAGAUCUUUAAAAGAUCUUCUAUAUUUUCAUCCCAGCAUGCAUUACAGAACGGUGCUGAUGUACACUGAAAUAGGCUGCUUUGUAGCCUGCGCCUGCGGCUGGAUCUUGGUCUGCUCGACUAUGCCGACGGAAUACUGGACUUACUCUGAAGUGGAGAGUUUAGUCCUCACGUCAUCUCACUAUUUCUCCAACCUCUGGAAAGACUGUCUCUCCGACUCCACCGGUGUCUCCGACUGCAAAGAGUUUCCCUCCCUGCUGGCUCUGCAGACAUACAUUCAUCUGUGCCGAUCUCUCGUCAUCACAUCCAUACUUCUGGGAUUCAUCGGAUCCGCUCUGGCAUUGGUGGGGAUGAAGUGCACAAAACUUGGGGGCACUGAAAUCGUGAAUGCAAGAAUAACCUUUGCUGCAGGGAUCACCUACCUUCUAUCCGGUUUCUGCGGGAUGUUUGCUUACAGCUGGUACGGACACAAGGUGAUUUCUGAGUUCAUGGAUCCCAACUACAAGGCCAAAAAGUUUGAGCCGGGAGUGGCGCUGUUUGUGGGAUGGGGUGGAUCGGCAUUACUGCUGGUCGGAGGACUCGUUUACAGCAUCACUGCAGGGAACCAGGCCUGCAAAUCCAGCUCCAAGACCCAAGAGAAGUCAUCACAUCACAGUCCUUCCUCCGAGCCGAAGCAGAAGAGCCUGUACACUCCUCCGCCGUCGCCCAUCCCGGACAGAGCAAAGCAGACGCCAAGCAGACCACUGAAAGGGUUUCACCGCGUGGAUGCUUACGUCUGAUAUGUUCCUCUCAUAUAAUCUGGGACUGUUUUACAAUGUGUUUAUCUGGAAUACCUCUUUAGUGCUACUGCAAAGCUGUAAAGUUUAGUGCACUGCAAUGAAUCUUUCUGCAAGUCUUUUUUUACAUCAUGAUUGUGAUCGAGACACCAGACUUUGAUAGUCGCAAACAGAAUUAAUUGUUUGGAUAUUCUAGUCUUGUUGACUGUGCCACGGGUGAUGCUCUUCAAAUCUCCUUUAGGUCUGAUUCUGAUUUUAGAUUCCUCGUCUUCCAUCUCUUUAGUCCUGUUUAAACUGGAUUCACGAGUUCACACUUACAUAUAAUAAAGCAGAGUGAAGGUUAUGAGAAUUUAGCGUGCUGUCCAGGGGGCUCAGAAUUAUGGCCAGAAUUUUGAGAUAGGAAUAGUUUGGACUAGAAGUGAGGAGAUGGUGUGGAGGAGAGAUGCUGAUAAACUGUCAAUGAACAGAGGUAAGACUGCUGUAUAUACACCUCUUAUCGUUGAUUAACUGAAUGCUCUCCACUUGUAUUAAUUAGGUUAAUUAUCUGAACAUGCUCCUCCCAAACGUUGUUAAUAAAACAUCAUUUAUUCACAGCUGUUCCAUGUUAGUCCAUUCAGCUCUGUAUAAAUUGCAUUACAGAAGAGUGAACGCCAGUCCUUGGAGUUGAUUGGUGGGACACAAUGGAUCAUUCCAGCGCACCGGUGUGCCAUUAGGUGCAUUUGGCUUAUUUACUAAUGCUAAUGUUUUACUUUACCUUUAGUGUGUGAUGUAUGUGUGCAUGUAUAUGUUCUGCAGAGUCUAACACAGAGUAAAUUAUAUUCAAUCUCACAGAGAACACUGAUCCAGGCCUGCAUAAAACCCCUCAAAGUCCAGAUAUUACUUCCUCAAAUGUCCACGUCACAAUGUGAAUUAUGAGCAUAAUGCCACCCAAAAACAUUCGCAAAGAGAGAAGGCGAACCUUCAGAGAAUAGAAGUGUCGUCGUCAUGUUGUGGAGACACUGUGUGUCUGGAUGCGAAAGCAAAACCGCUCUUUUUUCUAACACUGUUCAUGAGCAGCGCAACCCAAAAGUUAGCUUGUGUACAGCUUCCUGAACCUGGGAGAGUACAACGCAGGCUGUAUACAAAGCCUUGGAAGCUGAAGCUGUGAUAGAAAUAUUUUACGUCAACAUGAAAUGUACAGAAAAUGCAGACUAAGGAUGCUCAAGUCAAAGACAAGUCACAUGAUUAGCUUAGAUCAUUACAAACCAAUCACCAGAACAAAUCACAGUGAUGAAGACAUUGAUUUUUACUCAACUGUAAGACUUAAAUGUGCAUGUAUCUUUCUAUUAAGAGAGACUCACUCUGUUGUUGUGACGAGUGACCUCCCGGCCGUAAAUAAAACUUCUUUUCUACAAUGAGCAACUUUGAAGUUGUGUCAGGUAUAUGCUGCGCAGCUAAAUAGAAGAUCCUACGCUCAAAAGACAACAAAAGUAACAGCUAAAGUGUGAUUGAGGUAGUGAUAGUAUCUUCUUGACGGGACGCCAUCACCAUACUUCAGGGAAGUAUUGUAUUGUAUUGUAAGUAUUCAGGAAUUCAGGGAAUUACCUCGAGAUACUGUAGUAUUGUAUUAACAACUAGGAGUUGUUUAAAUUGUCAGUGGUGAAGUCAGAUUUGUAUUGAGAAUUUCCACGACAAAGCUCACGAUUAUGGUAAGGGGUGUACACACGCUUGAGGUGUUUGGCCAAUCAUAACACAUUGGUUUAGUUGGCCAAUCAGAGCACUCAAAACUUUUCUGAAGGAGGGGCUUUUGUAGAAACCAGAGUGUUUCAGACAGACUGGGAAUACUGUAACAGAACACCCUAUAAACACAAUAACAACCUUUUAAAAUAGCGCCAUUUAGCCUCUUUAAUCGAUCAACGAGAUUUGCUGCUUGCAGUCGGAGACCGUUGGACACUUCUGUUUCCUGCAGUGACGCCUGUGCAGUGUUAGCGUACUUUAUCACAGCUGAAGAGGAAGAGAUGCAAUAUUUGUCAAAUACACAAUUGUACAAGCAGCAGAAAAAAUUUUCAUUCAGUACUUUGUUCAGUACCAGUGUUGGGUUAAUGUAUUACAAGUAACUUGAGUUACGUAAUCAGAUUAUUUUUUUCAAGUAACUAGUAAAGUA